CCGUGGGUCGCUCCUGAGUUUAGAGAGUCGAAAGUCCAGUGUCGAGUGGUGUCCAGUGUACAGCGUCCAGUGUCUAGUGUGUCGUCCAGUCCGCAGUCCACAAUUCACAUCUUCCGACGCCGCGUACUCUGUAGACUCGUCGUGUUUUGCUCUCGCUUACUGUUCUGUCCCUCCAUCUCCUUUUUCUCCUUCUCUCUUUCCUCUUGGCCUUCAACUCCGCCUUGUCUCCUCUCUCUCUCUCCCCCCCUCCCUCUCUCCCUCCACUCCGUCCACUCGACUCGUCGUGUCGCAUCACCAAGGCCCCCUCGACGCAGCCUGUGUCUAUCUACCUCUGCUCGAAGCCGUCCGCCAAGUGUAGUCAUUACCGCCCACUCACUGCGCGCGCCGUUGUAUUUCUUUACUCCCGGGCAUACCACGCGACAGUAGACGACUGAGUACCUCGACGAGCACCGACGACGCCCACCAAACCUCAAUAACUCUGAACGCACCCCCCAGCGACGACGAAGCCCCCUUCUUCAUCGACGACUUGCAGCCUUGACACGUUCCAUCGAACCCGAGACCGAUCAGAACCGAACCGAACCCGACUGAAUUGGUCUUGAACACACCUUGUACUGCGCUCGCUGUGCAGACCGUCUUGAGGAACCCUUGAUACCUUCCUUCACCUACUUCUCGCAAGCAAGCAAGCAUUAUAUACAUCACGACGCUGCGAGACGACCCCCAUCCUACAUCAUGGCCGACGUCAAGCCUCCUAGCGGCAAGCUGCCAUACGGCACCCCUGAGGGCGGAUGGAAAGCGGUGCACACAUGGAGAACCCCGGACUGGGUAGAGCCCAUCCUUAUUGUUUCCAUCAUGUUGAUCGGCCUGUAUGUCAGCCGCCGCAAGAACUACUCGAUCCUUCGCCGCGGCAAUGCCACAUACGAACCUCUCUUUGAGGAGCGCGGAGACUCUCCCCGCAUCUCGGACGACUCGUACGAACCCAUCCGCACCGAUGCCUACCCGCCCAAAUACCGCACCAUCUUUGGCUGCUUCCGCGUCAAGACGCCCAACUCGAGCCGUUUUGCGAGGCACGUCCACUCGAGGAUCCUGCAAAAGUUCCCCUUCCUCAUCGAAAUGUUCUACUGGGCCAUCUCCUUCUUCUUCUACCGCAUGACCGCCACCCUGGCCCAGAGCUUCUACGGCAGCCGGAAGGCCGUCUGGGACGUCGCCCAGGAACACGGCCUGUUCCUGCUCGAGACCGAGGCCAAGUUCUUUGGCGAGGGCACCAGGACUGGCCCUGAGCGCUGGGUUGAAUGGCGCGUCUCCCACUGGUUCCUCGAGGGCGCCCAGGUUGGCGACUUCCGUGGCAUCUGGCUGACAGUUCUGAACCGCGGCUACUCCCUCAUCCACAUCCCGGGCACCGUCGGCUUCAUCGCAUACUACUAUACCAUGGCGCCCACCCACGCUCGUUUCUGUACCGUGCGCCGCACCAUGACCCUGCUGAACAUGUGUGCCUUCCUCAUUUUCAUUUUCUACCCCUGUGCGCCCCCGCGCCUGAUGCCCUCAGAGUAUGGCUUCGUCGACACGGUCAACCUCGAGAACGCCGAGAGCGUCUGGAUGAGCGGCAAGUUUGUCAACAAGCUGGCCGCCAUGCCGAGCAUGCACUUUGGCUACGCCUUCGCCAUUGGCUGCGUCUUCGUUGCUGACUCGGCCAUCCUCAACCUUUUGUUUGGUCGCUUGCGCAACUACCUGCUCAAGGAUGACUUGGACAAGUCGCUUGAUAUCGACGACGUUGAGCUCAAGGAGAUCCAGGAGAACCGCAAGCGCUGGAAGAGCUGGUUCAUGUUCGCGUUUGGCAUCUUCUACCCGAGCUGGAUCCUCUUGACCAUUGUCGGGACGGCCAACCACUAUCUCCUGGACGCCUUCGUCGCCACCUUUUGCGCGUUGAUGGCAUACCUCUGCAACCGCGCCCUGCUGGUGUUCCUGCCCGCCGAGGAUAUGCUGCUCUGGGCUUGGAGGCUCGAGAAGCCCGUACCGACGACCGGCCGCAUGAAAAACAUUGCCGUGCGGUAGAAAGAAUAUUGUUGUACGGUAGAUGUCGGAGCGACGAGGAACAAUAUGUGUCAGACCAUGUUGAAAUAAAAAGAGUUUCCCUCUCUAGCUUAUGUGGUUCUUGUUUUCCAAAGCAUGGUAGAGGCGUUGGGAAAGGAUAACGAUGGCCUCUCUAAUCUCUGCACCAGAGGCCGAAAUUGUGUGCGACGAUAGCCCUCUUAAUAAGAAAUCUUUGCAGUUCGAUGGAUAAGCUUCCAAUGCAUGCUCCGCCUCGGCCGUGCCGUAUU
Colletotrichum destructivum is the source of this 2315-nucleotide messenger RNA. Its product is annotated as Putative inositolphosphotransferase Aur1/Ipt1. Bases 730 to 2049 code for a protein of 439 amino acids. Gene Ontology annotation, molecular function: inositol phosphoceramide synthase activity. The transcript is spliced from 2 exons. Gene Ontology annotation, biological process: sphingolipid biosynthetic process; inositol phosphoceramide metabolic process. Gene Ontology annotation, cellular component: inositol phosphoceramide synthase complex. NCBI's taxonomy places the organism in Eukaryota, Fungi, Ascomycota, Sordariomycetes, Glomerellales, Glomerellaceae. The record is from RefSeq and is a predicted model, not a curated record.